Racocetra persica is the source of this 420-nucleotide messenger RNA. The record is from the annotation of a GenBank genome assembly. NCBI's taxonomy places the organism in Eukaryota, Fungi, Glomeromycota, Glomeromycetes, Diversisporales, Gigasporaceae.
AUAAAACAACGAACGAUACUAGCAUCAUUAAGCAAUACUUUAUAUAAUCAAACACAAAAUAACAAUGAACAAUUUAGUACAUUGAUUUAUUCUUUCUGGCUUAAUGAUUAUGCUAAUACUCAAAGUAAAAUGUUAAAUUCUGAUGAACAUGAAUUUACAUUAUUAGGAAUGGCUAAUUUAAAAAAUUGUUUAAAUACAUGGUUUAAAAUAAUUGAUAGAACUGAAGAUAAUCUGAAUAAAUUACUAAUUUGGAUUGAAUUAUAUAAAUCGGUUAAACUUAAUAGACAAAGAAUUUAUGCUACAAAAAAUUUUUAUCAAAGAUCGCACUAUGCUAAUGUUGCUAUUGAAAUGAAUAAUGUAGAAUCAAUUAAUCGUAAUAAUAAAAAAAAAUUAUACUUUGGAAAAGUAAGUACUUCCUAA